AUGCUGAUUUUGCGCUUACGUGCCCGGGUUUUCACAUUGUUACGAGUGCCAUUUCUACCUCGUAAAGGGAUUUCGGGCGAAGAUAUACCGCCACUGUUCAAUUCUCCGCUCGAACUGAGCGAGUCGCGUAAUGAGGUAUUCAAACGAAUGUUCCGGCUCUGCUAUUCGCUGCUUAGGUUACUUAUUUUAUGUUCAAAAAUCAUCAUUCUUAAUCUGCGAUCCCGUAGUUCUUUCAGUUCUCAGUUGCCUUUGUUGUGCAUUGAUGCUGAUUGCUUUUGA
This is a messenger RNA of Gongylonema pulchrum, 279 nucleotides long. NCBI's taxonomy places the organism in Eukaryota, Metazoa, Nematoda, Chromadorea, Rhabditida, Gongylonematidae. The record is from the annotation of a GenBank genome assembly.